Durio zibethinus is the source of this 711-nucleotide messenger RNA. RefSeq lists its product as uncharacterized. The record is from RefSeq and is a predicted model, not a curated record. Lineage: Eukaryota; Viridiplantae; Streptophyta; Magnoliopsida; Malvales; Malvaceae.
CAGAUCAUGCCCAAGGUGACCAACAAGACGAGCCCUAUUGAGAGUAUGAACAUUAUUUUCGAUCAUGGAUGGGGUCACCACUUAUCCCUCCGUAGCCCCACAAACAUUCACCAUUUAUCCCUAGCCCUAAAGUUGGCAUUAUUAGGCAUCGCCUUCUUUAUUGAAAGUGAUUGAAGUGGAAUCCAAUGGGCGGUAAUUGUAGAAUCAAGGAAAAUAUAAACAACAUUAUUAGACAGGAAACCAGACAGAAAAGCUUUACCAUUUGGAAACCAAGUAAAGCAAAAAAAAAAAAAGGCCAUGAAGUUCUUGUUCCAGUGUCCUUGCUGUUCUUGUUUCUGCUUCCUGAAGCCUAAGCAAGGGAAACCAAAGGUGAAGGAUGGUAAGGAAGAGAAGAAGGAAGAGAAGAAGGAAGUCAAGGGGGAUAAGGCAGAGUGAAAAAUGCAAGUUGCAGUCUCUCAUUUGGCUGAAAUGAUAAGUCCAUUUUCUUUCUUCUAUAUUCUUCCCUGCUGCACAAAUAAUUGUAUUUGUAUGUAAUUUUUCUUAAUUUAUAUGUAAGUUUCCAUGAAAAUACUGCCUUCUCAUCCUUAUAGUAUUGCCUUGUACUGAAAAUAAAAAGACAUUUUCAUCAUGUUUUCCUUUGGAAUUCGAUACGAUGUAUGUCCUGCAAAUGUUGCUUGAUUUGAUCAAUAUCAUGUGAUGUCCUUAAACGAA